AUCUUUCGAUGGGUGGGAGGAACGUCUCCACUCUCCUGGGUCCCCUUACCCUCCCCGCAGGGCGGGGCUGUAAGCGACCUAAAGGGAGGAGGGGGGCACAGCUGGAGCUGAGAAGGCGUAGCAAGAGCCCGGCACUCGCCAAGUUGGGGACUAGUUCUCUCUUCGCUUCUCUGCGAAGGCCUAGAGUGCAGAAGAGGGAAGGACAGAAGGAAGAGGUGGAGGCGGGACAGAAGCGAGGAGCGGGGGCAGUGCGGAGCAGGCUGGCCGGACCGCGCUCUGGGGAGCGCCCCCAUGGCUCUGGCCGGUUGCAGGGCGGCACUGGCCCGGCUAGUGCUGCUGCCGCUCGCCCUGGCUCCUCUGGGGGCCGGCCCUGGGAGCGCGCACCCUCAGUGCUUGGACUUCAAGCCCCCAUUCCGGCCGCCGCGCCCGCUGCCCUUCUGCGAGCAGUAUUCGGCCUUCGGCUGCUGCGAUGCAGAGCAGGAUGCCGCACUGAGCCGCCGUUACUGGGCUGUGACCAGCCGCCUGGAGCCCGACACCUUCGCGGUCUGCGCCGCCUACGUGCGCGACCUGCUGUGCCAGGAAUGCUCUCCAUAUGCUGCACACUUGUUUGAUGCAGAGGACCCAUCCACACCUCUCCGGACAGUGCCUGGGCUCUGUAAGGACUACUGUGUAGAUGUGUGGCACAAUUGCAGAACUAUAUUCCGUCAUCUCUCCCCAGACCCAGAGUUAUGGGCCCUGGAGACUAAUCGGGCCAAGUUUUGCCGCUACUUAUCACUUGAUGAUGCUGACUACUGUUUCCCUCGCCUACUGGUCAACGAAAAUCUGAAUGUGAACCUGGGUCAGGUGAGGGCUGACACAGAAGGCUGUCUGGAGCUCUGUCUGGUGGAGGUGGCCAACAGGCUCCGGAACCCCGUGGCCAUGGUACAUGCCAAUGAUGGCACUCACCGCUUCUUUGUGGCUGAACAGGUGGGGCUGGUCUGGACUUACCUCCCCAACCGUUCAAGAUUGGAGAAGCCAUUUCUGAACAUCAGCGAGGCUGUGCUCACCUCUCCCUGGGAAGGUGAUGAGAGGGGCUUUCUUGGAAUUGUCUUCCACCCUCAGUUUAAAGAUACUGGGAAAGUCUAUGUAUACUACUCUGUGGAAAUCAGUUACGAGGAGAUGAUCCGCAUCAGUGAGUUCAAGAUUUCCCCUGAUGACAUGAAUACUGUGGACCACAGAUCUGAAAGGAUAAUUUUGGAAAUUGAAGAACCGGCAUCUAACCACAAUGGCGGACAACUGCUCUUUGGAGAUGAUGGGUAUCUUUACAUCUUCACUGGGGAUGGAGGAAUGGCAGGAGAUCCAUUCGGGAAGUUUGGAAACUCACAAAACAAGUCAGCCUUACUUGGCAAAGUAUUGCGUAUUGAUGUGAAUCACAAUGACCGAGGGCCUCUGUAUAGAAUUCCUCCCGAUAAUCCUUUUGUUGGCGACCCGUUGGCCCGACCAGAAGUCUACGCCUAUGGUGUGCGGAAUAUGUGGCGUUGCUCCUUUGACCGAGGCGAUCCCAUCACCAAAGAAGGGCAGGGGAGACUCUUCUGUGGAGAUGUUGGCCAGAACAAAUUUGAAGAGGUUGACAUCAUAGAGAAAGGGAAGAACUAUGGAUGGAGGGCUCGGGAAGGCUUUGAGUGCUAUGACAAAAAACUAUGCGCCAAUUCUUCACUAGAUGAUGUUCUUCCAAUCUAUGCAUAUCCACACAAGAUGGGAAAGUCAGUCACAGGAGGCUAUAUCUACCGGGGCUGUGAGUCCCCUAAUUUGAAUGGGCUGUACAUAUUUGGGGAUUUUAUGAGUGGGAGAGCUCCUCCGGGCAAGUGUCAGAUCAAGGCAGCCCCAGUGAAAGUGAAGAGUCGAAUCAUCAGCUUUGAACCUAAAGAGAAGUUCAUCUCCAAAACCGUAACUGCAAGGCCUAAGCCGCGAACCACCACCAAAGCCCCACGACGGAGCACUUCCACAGCUCGGCCCACACCUCCUUCCACCCCUGACUGGGCCGAGCAGAUUUUGCAGCUCCUCCGAAACCGCUCAGUCACCCCGACUACACCUAUUCUGAGCUCUACUCGACGGCCCUCUGGCCGGAGAGGCGGGAGGAGAAAGGGAAGGCCCAGCACAGCCUCCCCCCCCCUCCGAAAUGGGGCCGUCCGACUGGUCACCCACCAGUCCCUAGGGCGGGACCGGGGCCGUGUGGAGAUCUAUGUGGGCAGGCGCUGGGGCACCGUCUGCGAUGAUGUGUGGGACUCCAAGGCUGCAGCCGUUGUCUGCCGCCAACUGGGCUUCCCCUACGUGGUCAAGGCAGCCAAGAGGGCAGAGUUUGGUGAGGGCCGCUCCCUGCCCAUCCUCCUGGACGACGUGCGCUGCACAGGCCAGGAGAGAACCCUGCUGGAGUGUUUCCAUGCUGGGGUGGGCAAGCACAACUGCGACCACAAGGAGGAUGCAGGCGUGAUAUGCAGCCAUCAAGAUCCGGAUCUAUAGACACAUGGGGGGGGGGGGGGGUUGGAGCUGAUGCUGAGGGAUGAUGAGAGUCAGAAGUGGCCUUGUGGGCUAUUUUGCACUGUGCAUGUGUGUAUGUACAUGUGUGCCCAUAUGGGCAAAUAUGUGUAGUUGAGAUUUUCCUCCCUCCCUUCCUCCCUUCUCUUCCUCCCUCCCUCCCUCCCUCCCUUCCUCCCUCUCUCCCUCCCUCCCUCCCUCCCUCCCAUCCUUCCUUCCUUCCUUCCUUCCUUCCAUCUUUCUUUCUUUUCUUUCUCCCUCCCUCCCUCCUUUCCUUUUUCCUCUAAAUACUCAGAGGAACAGCAGGGCAAAAUUUGGAAAAUCGAAGCUCAUCACUCAAGUUUGGCAAGGUACAGAAUUGGAGUCAUUUGUUUUUUUUCAGCUACAUUAAUAAAAGGCUAGUGUUUGGAGUAAUAAAGAUAAGGAUCUUGA
Sarcophilus harrisii (Tasmanian devil) is the source of this 2946-nucleotide messenger RNA. RefSeq names its product HHIP like 1 (gene HHIPL1). The transcript has 7 exons. The record is from RefSeq and is a predicted model, not a curated record. Lineage: Eukaryota; Metazoa; Chordata; Mammalia; Dasyuromorphia; Dasyuridae. Bases 292 to 2499 code for a protein of 735 amino acids. Gene Ontology annotation, cellular component: membrane.